Elephantulus edwardii (Cape elephant shrew) is the source of this 945-nucleotide messenger RNA. RefSeq names its product olfactory receptor 1009-like. Gene Ontology annotation, cellular component: membrane. Gene Ontology annotation, biological process: G protein-coupled receptor signaling pathway; sensory perception of smell. The record is from RefSeq and is a predicted model, not a curated record. Gene Ontology annotation, molecular function: olfactory receptor activity; odorant binding; G protein-coupled receptor activity. NCBI's taxonomy places the organism in Eukaryota, Metazoa, Chordata, Mammalia, Macroscelidea, Macroscelididae. The coding region runs from base 1 to 945 and encodes 314 amino acids. The transcript has a single exon.
AUGGCUGAUGAAAAUUAUACGACAAUAACAGAGUUCAUUUUCGUAGGCCUCAAGUACAACCCUCGGCUCCAGGUGUUCCUUUUCUUGCUCUUUUUGCUGUUUUACCUCGUUACCAUGACCGGGAACUUGGGCAUGAUCAUUCUCAUCAGAAUCGAUUCCCGUCUCCACACACCCAUGUAUUUCUUCCUCAGCCACUUGUCCUUUGUGGACAUCUGUUUCUCAUCAGUCGUCGGCCCCAAGAUGCUCACAGACUUCUUCUCAGAAAGGAAAGCCAUCUCCUUCCUGGGCUGUGUCUUGCAGCAAUGGUUCUUUGGCUUCUUUGUGGCCAUUGAGUGCCUCCUCUUGGCAUCUAUGGCCUAUGACCGCUACGUGGCCAUCUGCAACCCAUUACUGUAUUCUGUUAUCAUGUCCCAGAGACUCUGCAUACAACUGCUGCUCGGACCCUACUCCGUUGGCUUCUUAAACACCAUGACACACACAAUAGCUGCUUUCCGACUACCUUUUUGUCACUCCAACAUUAUCAAUCAUUUCUUCUGUGACAUGUCUCCAAUUCUUUCUCUGGUAUGUGCUGAUAUUUGGAUCAAUAAGCUGCUAGUUUUCAUUGUGGCAGGAGCCGUGUUAGUGGUCAGUAGCCUGACCAUUAUAAUCUCCUAUUUUCACAUCCUGCUUGCCAUUCUGAGGAUCCGCUCUACUGACGGGAGGCGCAAAGCCUUUUCCACCUGCUCGUCUCACAUAACAGCCGUUUCUAUCCUGUACGGCACCCUCUUCUUUAUCUACGUGCGGCCAGGGGCAAUUUUUUCUCUAGAUCUCAAUAAGAUGGUGUCUGUGUUCUACACAGCUGUGAUCCCCAUGCUGAACCCCCUUAUCUACAGCUUGAGAAAUAAAGAAGUGAAGGAUGCCAUGCACAGGACCAUUGCCAAGACCAAAAUUUGCAUCAAAAUUUAA